CAGGUACUUGUAGAGCCAGCACUACCAUCAGGCCAGUAGCUUGUACCUUUAUUUGUACCUUCGUACCAUCGAACGAAGGUACGAAGGAACCUCGUUCAUUCGACGUGCGUGCGUGUUAUUUUACCAACCUUCGAAGGUACGAAGAGACAAGCCAGGUCUGACUCAACGAAGAAGCCGAGCACGAUCGUGUUCCUCGAUAUAUGCCGUUUGUACACGUCGCGUGGCUCCCUAAGGCGUGUCGCACACCGCAAGUACGCAAGGACGUCGCCGCCGCAAUCAUCAAAGCUGUUUGUGGUGUGACUUCGGCGCAGAUCACCCCCGACAAAGUAGUCGUACGAUUCAGCGAGGCGGUCGACGGUUUCGCACUUCCUCCGGGUCACACGUACGAAAACGUUGAUCUCUCGGUGGGGAAAAAGUGAGAUCUAUCACAACCUAGGAACGCAAGGACAAUUUUCUCUAACCGUCGAUGAUCGCCAUGUUCGAAAUUGGGAAAAAGACAGUUCUUCGUGCGAUGCGCUGCCCCUCGACCAUGUGCAACAACACGACCAUCCGUAAAUCAACAGCGACAUUUUUAACUACUGCCACAUCUUUGCGUGGUAACUCUGCGCAACACCAGCUCGUAGCCAUCGAACUGAUCAGCGAUACAAUGUGACCAAAUGGUUUCAUCGGCAAGAGGCAUCUCCAAAAUGCGAUGGACGAGGUCAUGCAGAUGCCGAUGGACCGGAGUAACCCUUUGCGUUUUUUUGUACUGCGCGUCCCAUUUUUUCUUGAGCCGCACUACGAUAGGGAUGCAAGCUGGCAUGAAACAAACAGGGAAAGGUUGGAACGCAAAUGGGGUGGCAAAGCUUCUUUCGUCGCUCAAAAACAACGACACCGACUCAAAGAACGAGGUCAAGAAGUCGGAAUCCAGCACUUUAAUUUAGACCGACUCGCAAGCAACACGCUAGCAUCCCACCGAGUUGUGCAGUGGAUGACGAAGCUUUAUGGUUGCGUCGCAUCGGAAGCUCUUUAUAAUGAGCUAAACCACAAUCACUUCAUUGAGGGCAUGAAGCUCAACGAUUCGUCUUUGCUUUGCCAGGCGGCUACCACAGCAGGUGCUGACUACAUCGCGUGCGAUGCAUUCCUUGCAAGCAAUGAGGGCAUUGUGGAGAUUGAGCAGACGCAAGUUGUUCUUGAGCGUCUAGGUAUUUCUUCUAUUCCGACUUUUUUGAUCGGUGGUAAAGUCAUAAUAUCUGGGGCUGUGCACUCUAGCGAGCUUGUUAGAGUCUUCCGUGAGAUUGAAAAGGCCGGAAUUGGUGCGCCAGACACUGUGUUCGCAGAUACGCUCAAAAUCCCAAAUCACAUGCGGCAAAGUACUUUGCCGCCACCAGAAAAGGACUUCUCAAUUCGCCCUGCUAGUUUCUGAAUUGAAGUGUUCAGGCUAUUUUGCAUGAGCAUAUGUUCCUAGGACGGUUUGCAUUCUCAAAAGCUGUGCACAGCACACUAGGAUGCUCUCUUGAUAUUGAACAUAUUCUCAACUUGACGAUAGCCAUGAUACAGGUGGACUUCUUUUGAUGCAACACAACUCCGUAGUAUCAAAGCUUUUCAAUCGACGCAUCCGUACACAAGUCUGACAUAAAGCUAGAAGUCAAAGUCGGGCUCCACUUCCAUUGCCCAAUUGAACUUUUCAACAAGGGCUUUGGUGUACACAGUGGGGGGUGGGACAUCAUUAUGCUUACACCAAGCAAUAGUGAUACGAGGAUCCAUGUAAUUAAUCUUAGAUGUUCCAAGC
Molecule: messenger RNA, 1771 nt
Organism: Micromonas commoda
Lineage: Eukaryota; Viridiplantae; Chlorophyta; Mamiellophyceae; Mamiellales; Mamiellaceae
Product: DSBA oxidoreductase
Exons: 2
Coding region: 692-1405 (237 amino acids)
Molecular function (GO): oxidoreductase activity
Source: RefSeq, a predicted model, not a curated record